UCUGCGGGUCUCGCGUCUGCCAGCAGCUACGGCCGGAAGAUGGCGGCGGCCGCAGAGUUGUCGCUACUGGAGAAGUGCCUGGGACUGAGUAAGGGGAAUAAAUACAGUGCUCAGGGCGAGCGACAGAUUCCAGUUCUUCAGACAAACAAUGGUCCAAGUCUAACAGGAUUGACUACUAUAGCAGCUCAUCUAGUCAAGCAAGCCAACAAAGAAUAUUUGCUGGGGAGUACUGCAGAAGAAAAAGCAAUCGUUCAGCAGUGGUUAGAGUACAGGGUCACUCAAGUAGAUGGACACUCCAGUAAAAAUGACAUCCACACACUGUUGAAGGAUCUUAAUUCAUAUCUUGAAGAUAAAGUCUACCUUACAGGGUAUAACUUUACAUUAGCAGAUAUCCUAUUGUACUACGGACUUCAUCGCUUUAUAGUCAGCAGUGAGGAAAGAGCGGGAGGACAGAGAGGGAGACCACGUCUUUGUCAAGCGACCCCUCUUCCCGCUUCUUCCUGUGUCCUACUCCUCUGAAUCCCUCAGUCUGCUAGGCAAUUCUUUAUUGUGCAAAACAUUGAUGGAACAGGUAUUACUUGGUACCACCAAGUACCAGGACUUCUCGCAACUAACUUAGAUCUUGGAGGAUGAAGGGAUGGUCGAAAGAUGAAGACCUGGCUUCUGCAGCCAAGCGUUAGAUUAUAUUCUCAGCAUGCAGAUCAAAACAAUUCAUUUCCUUGUAGAAUUUCUACUGUGCUUCUUGGGUCAUUUCUGUCAGGCAUUUGCCUGAAAUGCCCUUUCCUUCUCACUUGGUAACCUCUUCAGUAUUCUGCUUGUCCUCAUGGAAGUCAAGUGUGUCCCACCCCUGGCCCCUGAUUCUGGCACUGGCAUCAUUGUACUGUUUUUGAUUAUCUGUUUCUUCUGUCAGGCUUAGUAAUUUCUUGAGAGCAGAGACUAUAUUUUCCCUUGCUUAUCCAUCCCUCAGAACAAUCAUUGGCACACCACAGUCGGUGCUCGAUCUGUUAAAAGAAUGUACUGUUUUUUUAAGUUCCUUUUGAGCUGACUGAGAAAAGUAUAAGUGUAAAUUACAUGUAUAUGUUUCUGGUACAGCUUUAUAUUGCAGAAAGACCCAAUAACAUCAGGGUGGGUUGUUUUUUUCUCACGUAAAAGAAGUUAGGAAAUAGCCCACCUUUGGUGUGAAGCAUCCAGCUCCUGUCUCUGCUGCUCCAUGCUGAACAAGUGGUUUCCAUUCUUAAGUUCAACAUAUGGUCCAAUAUUAACGUCAGAGCUCCAGACAUAAGUCUGAUUAAGAUCCAAAGAAAGAGCAAGAGGGGAACAGCAAAAGGCUUCUCUCCCAACCUUGUCAAUUCCCCUGAAGGGCCUUUCCUGGAAGCCUUAUUCAGCUGUAUUGAUUUACAAUUUUGGCCACUCCAGCUGGGAGGAGGCCAUGUGUGUAGUCGGAGGGCACCCAGAAUAAAGCUCUGCUCUGUCAAUGAGAAAAGAAGGAAAAAGGAUACUGCAUAGGCAACCAGCUAUCUCUGUCACAGUGAGUAAUGCUUAAAUGGGAAAAUGCCUUCUGAGUGCCAAAUGAUCAACUGUAUAAGAUCUUUUGUUAAUAAAUUGACAUCACAUGGAUUAUCAAUUUGCAAAGAAUUGGGAUAUAAUACAAUUCCCACUGACCAUAUUUCACUGACAAUUUAAUUUUCAUGAUUCAGAACUAAUUUUAGGAUUCUGUAGCAUGCAGAGUUAUGAAGAUCUGUUAAUGCUUUUUAAAAUAUGUGUUAAAACUUUUAAUAACAACAAUAAUAGAUAACAUUUAUUGAGCAUUUAGUGUGUAUCAGGCUCUAUUCUAAGUGCUUUAAGUGAAUUCACUCCUUUUUUAUCACCUUUUGCAGAUAAGGAAGCUGAGGCACACAGAAGUAGGGAACUAACCCAACAUCAUACAACCAAUAGUCAAGGGACUGAGAUUCAAACACAAAUGUCUGGCUCAAACUUAACCUGUAAACUACUUUACAUGGAGUGCCGUAAAAUUCUGCUUAAUUAACUUGUGGAAUCAGUUUUUACCAACCUAGAAAAAAUCUGCCUUAGGUAUUAGAUAAAAUAAAUGGGUACAUAACUUUAAGAAUAAAUGAGAUGGUUGCACCAUUCUGGGAGUAUACGGAAAACCUCUAACUUUAAAUGGUGAAUAUUGUAAUACGUGAAUUACAGCAUUAAAACAUUUGGGGGUGGGGUAGCAGUAGAGUCGAGCACACCAGCCUCACCAUGUAUUAAUUAUGAGACCUUGCUCAAGUCACUGCAGGUGGAAUUCCUCAUACGAAAUAGGGGUAAAGACGACUGAUCUCAUUUAAUUUGCAGUGGGAAUGUAUAAAAAUUACUCAGCACUGUGCCUAAUGUGUAGAAAGUUAUGAGUAAAGGACAAACUGCUAUGGAAGAUUGUAAAAUCAUAAAGCCAAAUUAUUAAGACUUUUCCCACCUGCCAAUCAUCCCUGAGGUGCCAACUUGCUCAACAUGUGAGCCUAUCUGAGAUAAAAAUGGUGGCAGAGCAUCUUGGGAUUUUGAUAAAACACGAAUUUACAUUACUUGCCAGUUUAAAAGUCUCUCAUGCCUGUAAUCCCAGCACUUUGGGAGGAUGAGGCAGGUGA
This is a messenger RNA of Nomascus leucogenys (northern white-cheeked gibbon), 2624 nucleotides long. It is a transcript of the gene EEF1E1, whose product is annotated as eukaryotic translation elongation factor 1 epsilon 1. Gene Ontology annotation, biological process: positive regulation of DNA damage response, signal transduction by p53 class mediator. The record is from RefSeq and is a predicted model, not a curated record. The transcript is spliced from 4 exons. The coding region runs from base 40 to 519 and encodes 159 amino acids. NCBI's taxonomy places the organism in Eukaryota, Metazoa, Chordata, Mammalia, Primates, Hylobatidae. Gene Ontology annotation, cellular component: nucleus; aminoacyl-tRNA synthetase multienzyme complex; cytoplasm.